AUGUUUUGGAGACAGAAAAGUAGGGUUCUCUGGCUAAGGAAAGGUGAUAGAAACUCAAAAUAUUUCCAUGCACUGGUAAAGCAGAGAAGAGCUAGGAAUAGGAUAACACAACUUCUGGACGAAAAUGGGAAUGUCGUGGAGGAUGAGGAAGGAUUAGUAGCCAUUGCUACUAGUUAUUUCCGACAAAUAUUUGAGUUUUCCAACCAAGAAGAUAUAGCUGAUGUGUUAUCUGAGAUCUCACCUACGAUUACUGGAGCAAUAAAUGAUGACCUGACUGCUCCAGUGACUGAAUGGGAGUUUCUUUUCGAGGGGACUAUGGCACAUGGCCUGAAUGACACAAACAUUUGUUUAAUUCCUAAGACAACAAAGCCGAAUGAGAUGACAAAGUUUAGACCUAUCAGUCUAUGCAAUGUCAGCUACAAGAUAGUAUCUAAGGUCUUAUGCCAAAGAUUGAAGAAGGUUCUUCCACAGCGGAUAUCAGAGACUCCGUCAGCCUUCGUUGCUGGUAGACAGAUUACAGAUAAUAUCAUGAUAGCUCAGGAGAUGUUCCACGCUUUGAGAACUAAACCGGGAGGACGGGUUAAACGAAUGGCCAUAAAAACUGAUAUGAGCAAAGCAUAUGAUAGGAUGAAGUGGGUUCCAGCGAAUGAUAGGCUGCAGAUCAAGGAUACUCUUGGUAUACAAAACGAAGGCGGGAUGGGCUCAUACUUAGGAAUCCCAGAGGACAUCAGUGGAUCAAAGUGUAAAUUAUUUGCUUUCUUAAAAGACAAGCUCCUACACAAAGUGAAUGGCUGGACUGGUAGAUGGUUAUCGAAGGGAGGAAAGGAGGUUUUGAUUAAAUCGAUAUUGUUAGCUCUUCUGACCUAUGUCAUGUCUAGCUUCCUACUUCCUCUGGAGAUAUGUGAGAACCUAGCAAGUGCCAUUGCACAGUUCUGGUGGAGCUCGAAUCCUCCGAAAAGAGGAAUCCAUUGGGAAAAAUGGGAAAAGAUGUGUGCACCUAGAGAGGAGGGAGGAAUUGGUUUCCGUAUGAUCCAUGAAUUUAAUCUAGCUCUUCUAGCUAAGCAGCUUUGGCGUCUUGUUCAAUUUCCGGAUUCACUUGUAGCGAGAGUUCUUCGGGGGAGAUAUUACCGUUUGAGUUCGCCGUCGCGAAUGGGAACUGCAGAUAUUCCAUCGUAUGUAUGGACAAGUAUUACUGUCGCGAGGAAGCUAUUACUUUUGGGAAUCAGAAGCAAAGUGCAUUCAAGGUACGAAAUUAAUGUGUGGAUCUUUGGAUUCCUUCGACGCCAGCUAGACCGGCACGGGCCCGGGCUCCAGCAGUGA
Molecule: messenger RNA, 1320 nt
Organism: Brassica napus (rape)
Lineage: Eukaryota; Viridiplantae; Streptophyta; Magnoliopsida; Brassicales; Brassicaceae
Exons: 3
Coding region: 1-1320 (439 amino acids)
Source: RefSeq, a predicted model, not a curated record